AUGGCAGGCACCUGUUCCACGCUAUGCUUGAUUAUCAUCACCCUCUUCAUUCCCCCGCUCGGUGUCUUUAUGAUCUCUGGCUGCGGCGUCGACUUCUGGAUCAACGUCCUGCUCACAAUUCUCGGGUGCGACUUCCCGGGUCACAUCCAUGCAUUUUAUCUGGAAUACGUCUACUAUGAGCGUCGCAACCGCGACCCGAUGAUCCGCGCCACGCAGCGCCCUGCUCCGGGAGUCUACUCCGAACGCAUUCAAAAUGGUGGACACCAUGACACGCCGCGCAAUUAUGGCACAGUCUAA
Messenger RNA from Penicillium maclennaniae, 297 nucleotides. RefSeq names its product YqaE/Pmp3 family membrane protein. Lineage: Eukaryota; Fungi; Ascomycota; Eurotiomycetes; Eurotiales; Aspergillaceae. The transcript is spliced from 3 exons. The record is from RefSeq and is a predicted model, not a curated record. The coding region runs from base 1 to 297 and encodes 98 amino acids. Gene Ontology annotation, cellular component: membrane.